Molecule: messenger RNA, 508 nt
Organism: Aplysia californica (California sea hare)
Lineage: Eukaryota; Metazoa; Mollusca; Gastropoda; Aplysiida; Aplysiidae
Source: RefSeq, a predicted model, not a curated record
AGGUCUUCAUGCUGCGACAAACCACGCCCAUAUAAUUGGGAGAAUGACAGUUGCCCCACCCAGUACUGUCGGCCCGGCGGGAAAGCUGUACCUCCUUACGUCAUCCCAUACCCAAACCUGGGCCUCUACUUCCCACCCUGUGAUGUGUUCCGUGUCAAAUGUUGACCAUGACCCGAUAUUUCGCCUUACAUCUUGGCAAACUCUACGUUUAUCAGUAAUUAGUCUAACAAAGAACAUCGGAGCAUCUAAAAAAGAAGACAAACUGAAACCAUAACUACAAAUAACAUGAUCAUCGCAUCGUAUGUACAUGUAUUUAAUUGCAGUGACAAAGAAGAGGAGAAUGGUACAUGAAUUCUAGCUUGCUACUUGACAGCAUAAACCACAUUAAGCUCAGCUGAGAAAACGAGUGGUUAAAGAGAAGAAAAAUAACUUGGCUCUGUUUGCAGGCGUUUAAAAGGGCAUAAAAUAUUAAUAGAAAUUUGAAUAAAGUUGAUGGAAAUGAAAGUAU